Phyllostomus hastatus (greater spear-nosed bat) is the source of this 793-nucleotide messenger RNA. It is a transcript of the gene MAGOHB, whose product is annotated as mago homolog B, exon junction complex subunit. The transcript is spliced from 5 exons. Gene Ontology annotation, biological process: RNA splicing. The record is from RefSeq and is a predicted model, not a curated record. The coding region runs from base 222 to 530 and encodes 102 amino acids. NCBI's taxonomy places the organism in Eukaryota, Metazoa, Chordata, Mammalia, Chiroptera, Phyllostomidae. Gene Ontology annotation, cellular component: exon-exon junction complex; nucleus; catalytic step 2 spliceosome.
ACGUUGGCCGAGCCUUCGGCGGGCUUUCGGCGGAGAAAAAUGGCUUUGGCCAGCGAUUUCUAUUUGCGCUACUAUGUGGGGCACAAGGGCAAGUUUGGACACGAGUUUCUGGAGUUCGAGUUCCGGCCGGACGCAGUUUUUGCUGUUAUAGAUUGAAUUUUUUUCCACUCCCCACAGGAAAGCUUAGAUAUGCCAACAACAGCAACUAUAAAAAUGAUGUCAUGAUCAGAAAAGAGGCGUACGUACACAAGAGUGUGAUGGAAGAACUGAAGAGGAUUAUUGAUGACAGCGAAAUUACGAAAGAAGAUGAUGCUUUGUGGCCCCCCCCUGACAGGGUUGGCCGGCAGGAGCUUGAAAUUGUAAUUGGAGAUGAACACAUUUCUUUUACUACAUCAAAAAUAGGUUCUCUUAUUGAUGUAAAUCAGUCCAAGGAUCCCGAAGGCCUUCGAGUAUUUUACUACCUGGUACAAGACCUGAAAUGUUUGGUUUUCAGUCUUAUUGGAUUACAUUUCAAGAUUAAACCAAUUUAAAUUAUAUGUUUUUUGAAGCUGUUUUUAUAUUUAACUAAGGGAUUGGUAAAGGGGGGUUAUUUGUCAUUUACAUUAUCAGGAUUUUUAUGUAUGUGAAGCAAACUCAUUUUUUUGUAUGCAAAUUGAAAAUAAGAAAAUAUAUAAACAGGCUUAAUGGUUAUCUUCACUUUUGUCUACGUGGGUUGGACAGUGCCCCCAUGUGUUAGAUUCUGUACAUAAAAGACACCUGUUGAAAUUUUGCUCCAAUAAAACUUACCAAAGCC